Molecule: messenger RNA, 2592 nt
Organism: Cotesia glomerata
Lineage: Eukaryota; Metazoa; Arthropoda; Insecta; Hymenoptera; Braconidae
Exons: 1
Coding region: 1-2592 (863 amino acids)
Source: RefSeq, a predicted model, not a curated record
AUGCUCCUAUUGCACAAUCCACCGCUUGGUUGGAUUGUCUAUGGAGCUGUCACCGCUAAACACGCUUCAACAUCACACGCAGCACUACAUGCGUCAGUAGAUACAGAAUUACAAGACGCUAUCGCUAAGUUUUGGGAACAGGAAGAGGUUCCAUCAGGUAAUUCACCGCUCAACACCGCUGAAGGAGACAAAUGUGAAAUUCACUUUCGUCAAACGCAUUAUCGACAGCCUGAUGAACGCUACGUAGUGAGAUUACCGCUUAAGGCCCUUGAGAGUCAACUUGGCGACUCUAUCAACGCAGCUAUGGGGUCACUCCGCAGAUUAAUAACUUGCUUGUCGCGAGAAAGAGAAUAUUCUGACAUGUAUCGUGCAUUCAUGGCAGAAUACAUUCAACUAGGACACAUGGUACGAAUACCAGUCAACGAAUUGCCCGCAAACGCUUACUUCUUGCCACACCAUGGGGUAUUGAAGCUUGAUAGUGCCACUACGAAGCUCCGGACAGUGUUCAAUGGUUCCUGUGCAACAUCUACAGGAAUUUCAUUGAUCGACAUUCUCCACGCAGGACCCAAAACGCAAAUUGACAUUUUUGAUGUGAUGUUGAGAAUCCGCUGCAGCAGGAUUCUAUUCGCUACUGACAUCACCAAGAUGUUCAGACCGAUUGAGGUUGACUCGCUUGAUUGGCCACUUCAGUGCAUUCUCUGGAUAGAUGAGAAUGACUUAAUAGACGCUUACUGUCUCAAGACAGUCACAUACGGAACUGCUAGUGCACCUUUUGACGCAGUACGUGUGCUUAUCCAACUAGUAAAGAAUGAAGGACACCGCUUUCCGCUAGCUGUUGCUCCAAUGUUGAAAACACGCUACGUAGAUGACAUCUACGGUGGAGCAGACAACGAAGAAGACGCUAUCAAGGCUGCAGUACAAACAAAAGCUCUGUGUCCAGCAGGCUGCUUCCCGCUUGCCAAAUGGGCUAGCAAUAGCCCACGGUUACUCGCUGAAGUCGCUCCAGAAAAACAGUUGGAUACACCGCUUAAAGAAAUCAGUGAUGCACCAGUAAAAGUCCUGGGCAUGUACUGGAAUUCACGCACUGACGCUCUCCAGUUCAAGUACACGUUACCGCCAGAGACGCCCAAGACAAAAAGAGCUAUUUUGUCUGAAAUCGCUAAGCUGUAUGAUCCGCUAGGACUUCUCACACCAAUAGUCGUCAAAGCCAAGAUCUUUAUGCAAGAUCUGUGGCUAGAUAGAGUGUCAUGGGAUGAACAAUUGUCACCAUCACUCAUUCACAAAUGGACUGGAUACCGUGAAGAUCUUCGAAACAUCGAAUCCAUCCGCAUUUCACGCUGGAAUAAUAUAGCACCUGGAGCAACUAUGGAAUUGCACGGGUUCUCAGACGCUUCGCAAAACGCUAUGGCUGCCGCUGUUUAUUUGAGAGUCACUGACGCUGAUGGGAACACAAAGGUCUCACUUUUGUGUUCAAAAACGCAAGUAGCACCGCUGAAGACCAUGACAAUCCCACGCUUGGAAUUAUCUGCCGCAUGGUUGCUAACACAACUGAUACUUCAUGUCAAAGAAGUUCAGUCGCUUGAAAAUGUCAGGAUCAAUCUCUGGACUGACUCCGCUGUGACUCUCGCAUGGAUUAAAAGUCCAGCAAUCCGCUGGAAGACAUUCGUCCGCAAUAGAGUGGGAAAAAUCCAAGAAACGCUUCGAGAUGUCUCUUGGAAAUUUAUUCCAGGAAAACAAAACCCCGCUGACUGCGCUUCAAGAGGUAUACCUACGCUAAAACUGAAACAACACGCUCUCUGGUGGCAUGGACCAACUUGGCUUCAUGAACCAGAAUCCUCUUGGCCCACUCUGGAACCUCCAACCGACAACGCAACGCAUCGAGAAGAACGCCAAGGUCUGACACUAGUAACUUGGAAAGCAGAAAAUUGCCUGCUCCAACAAUUACUGUCGUAUUAUACGCAGCUGUUUCCACUGCUACGGAAACUCAGCAUCUGGCAUCGUGCCAUCGACCGCUUUAAAAGAGUUCCACAAUCUUCGCUGGCCUACCCGCUUACUCCAUCAGACCUGGAGCGCGCUAAAUUGACCUUGAUUAAGUUCACUCAAGGACAAUACUUCGCUAGAGAGAUUCACACGCUACAAGAUGGUGAUGGUCUGCCUAAAAAUAACAGCAUCACUAAGCUGACUCCGUUCAUCGACCAUCAGGGGGUCCUGAGAGUCGGUGGCCGCUUGAAAAACGCAUUGCUGGACCCAGAAGAGAGGCAUCCAGCGAUUCUACCGCGACAAUCACCGCUUACAUCAAUUUUGAUUGAUGAUUCGCACCGCAAAACGCUUCACGGAGGUACUCAGCUUACGCUCGCUGAUUUACGAAAGAGUGUCUGGAUCAUUGGAGGCCGUAUUCCAGUCAGAUCAUUUAUUUUACGCUGCGUUAUCUGCACGAGACACCGUGGAGAACGCGCUCAACAGUUGAUGGGUCAACUACCCGCCGCACGAGUACAGCCAACUCGAGCCUUCUUGCAUACAGGACUCGACUACGCUGGACCUAUCACGCUGAAAACGUUUCAAGGACGUGGAGCAAAAACAUACAAAGGCUGA